Penicillium cataractarum is the source of this 2334-nucleotide messenger RNA. RefSeq lists its product as uncharacterized. Bases 1 to 2334 code for a protein of 777 amino acids. The transcript has a single exon. NCBI's taxonomy places the organism in Eukaryota, Fungi, Ascomycota, Eurotiomycetes, Eurotiales, Aspergillaceae. The record is from RefSeq and is a predicted model, not a curated record.
AUGCAAAGCAUGUGGUCCCGCGCCGCCCCGACGCAGUCAAGCUGCCGGUGCGUCUCGUGUUUGAGUACGGUUGCCAAUGGCGUCACUUCACGAUCAGCGACGGCUGCCAGCAAAAAGAAAUUGAGGAUAGGGAACUCGGUCACUGCACUCUACACGAGUAUCUUUGCGGCCGCUGCCCUCGCGGACGCGAAGGCCAAGACCAAGCGCCGACAUGAUCUCGAAGAGAAAAUUGCGGCAGUCAAGGCCGAGGUGAACGAGCUCGUGGAUGAAGAGCACCGGAUCCUUGAGUCUCUACAGUCACGAAGGAAAAACCGGGGGAUAAACCGAUUGCUGCAAGAGAGAGGCUUCGGCACCAUCGCUGCCUCCCGAACUCGCCAACGAAUCACACCAAGCCAGCCAACAAGGUCCUUUCACACGGAACGUCGGCUGUAUGGUACUCAGGAUGCGCAGAUUGACGAUUAUUUGCCCACGGAAGAAUUCGGGCAUCUUGAUCUCCAGGAAGCCGAAGCUAGUGCACUGCGCGCUGCUAUGAACGAAGCAUUGCCGGACUGGGUCGUUGGAGAUACUGCUCGUAUCAAGGCCGUCCAAAGACUCGCAUUGAAGCAAUUUGCGAUUCGAAUUCUACUAAGACCGACUAUCGCACACAAAUACUCAGGCGUCCCUAUGAACUACGGGGCAGAUUUUGAUGUACCCCAGAUCGAUGUGAACAACUUGUUGAAUGAGUUGAAUGUCGUACGACGCCAGAUAAACACGCUGUUGCAUAAGAAAGAUGUGGACCUCACUGACGUGAUUGCCGAUUUUGAUGCCAUGCGUUCUGAAGAAGGAAGGGAAGAUGACCGGAGACUCGAUGAUGAACUUCGGGAGUACAUCCAGUUGUUCACGAGCCAGCAGAUGUCCUUGCAGGAAUUCCUCCUCCGGGUCUCUAGCAACUUGAUCAAAUCGGCCGAUCCGGAUCGCACCACAGCCUUCCGAGAAUUACUCAUUGUUUUCACACAAACUCGCCAGAACGACUUGAACGAUCUGUUUUUGCAGUCGUUAUUGCCCAAUCGGUUCUAUCUGAGCACCUCUCUUAUCGUCACUAUCCUCUCCUUUUUCCGAAAGUCUAAAAACCUUAAGGACUUUGAUUUGUUUUUGCAAAUGCUCAGUGGCGAAGGCUACACAGUCAACCUGGGAGCCAUUGGUCUUUUCCGACGUCGAAAGAUCAAUGGGCUGGAUACGGUCGUUCCACCCUUGUAUGGCAGCAGCACCGUCAUCUAUACGGAGCUCAUCUCGGCCGCUUUGCGAUUUAAUCAGCCUGACCGAGCAGAUGCUUGGCUUCAGGCUGCACGCAAAUCAGGCUUUUUCGACAACUUCAACACCCUAUUUAACUACAUCCGAUUUUACAGCAUUCGUCAAGACUGGGAAAAGGGAAUCCAUGCCUUGAAGCGAGCUGUCACUUACCUCGUAUCGUCGACUGAUCUCUCACCAAGACUCGUGGACCGAUUAAUCCUAUACAUGGUACAUCUCUGCGACUCUUGCUGCCAGAAAGAAGUGUCCCAAAGUUUGAUUUCCGCCGCCGUGCAUAGUGGCUUCAACCCGAACAUUCCGUCGCAGCAGGACGAUAUUGCACCCAUUGUGGAUCAAGAAGGUCAGCGAUGGAAAAAGGCCGCCGAAACGACGCCGGGAGAGAACUUGACCCGUCCCCUCUGGCAAAAGUGCUACGAAUUUGCAAAUGUAUUUGGACAACAACUGAGCAGGCUCGAAGUGCCCGAAGAUCAAGUAAUGUCCCGGAAGCUCGAUCGCCUUGCUGCUGUGCAUGCAACCGAUGCAUUGUCCGCCACCCUUUCCCGAUAUACGGAGCAGGAAAGAUCCUCACCAGCGAUCUCGGACCGUGCAGGUGCUACGCAGAGCACCCAAAGUGAAGAUAUUGCCGCUUUGAAAGACGAAGUCUCCCAACUUCGCCAGCUAGUCUUUGAAUUACGCAAGCACCAUAUUGAGGCCUCUUUCAAAGAGGACAUCCACCAUGACCUCGAGUACGAGGAUUCACUCUCCGAACCAACCCCACCCUCACACGACCCGCACACACAACCUCAAGAAUCCUCCAUGAGCGUCGAAUUUGAACGGAUACCGAGCCCGAUAGAGUGCAAGGAGCAUGACCACUCUCAUUCGAACCUUUCCUUCCGCCCUGCGCAAGCAAUGAUGGGUCCCGCUAUGGUACAAGACCAUUCCAUUGGUACACCUGAGAAUCAGGCCCCGCGACAAGCUCGGGGCCAGCCGAAGAACUCGAAUCGGUCUCGGAAGAAGGGAAAGAAAGUUGCCGUUGCGUCUUCUCAGCGCACUGCUGGCCAGGCAUGA